AUGCCAAGUUUUGUUAUGAGCCAGGAAUCGUUUGAUGAAAAGAGUGUCCCGGUUGAGCUGAAGAAAAACGGAUCCAAGUUGGAAGUUUUGCAAACGACGAAACUAAGACAUUUACCACUGAUAGAGGGCUGCGAUUCUGAUUAUGUGCAAUUGCAAGCCAUUAACAAACAAAUAAGUCGAGCUAGACGAGUUUUGGUGCUCACAGGAGCAGGCAUAUCGUGUAAUGCUGGGAUUCCGGAUUUUAGAUCAUCCAGUGGGUUAUAUGAGCUGGUCAAGCGUCAGUAUCCUGAUGCAAGCAUAAGGUCGGGCCAGGAGAUGUUCGACAUAUCGUUGUUCCGUGAAGAAAACAAAAUUCCGGUGUUUGCCAGUUUCAUGGAAAAGCUCUACAGCAGUGCAAGAGUAGCACAACCAACCAAAACACACCGAUUUAUAGCCCAUUUGAAGAACAGGGGGAAACUGCUUCGAUGCUACACGCAAAAUAUUGAUGGCUUAGAAGAGACUCUGGGUUUAGAAGUAUCGUCAGAGCGCGAUGACAGCUCGACAAUGGCCAACCAGUGGAAAAACUUGGACGUGGUACAGCUUCACGGCGAUCUUAACAAGCUCAGCUGUACUCAGUGUUUUGCGACGUGUGACUGGAAUAGAAUGCUGUCUAGGACGCUCCGGAGCGGUCACCUUCCCAAUUGCCCACGUUGUCAAGAUACUAAUCAUCAAAGAUCGCUUCAAGGAAAGCGCAAUACCGGAUCCAUUGGGCUUCUGAGGCCCAACAUUGUUCUUUACGGUGAAAACCAUCCAAGUUGUGAGUUCAUAACACAAGGGCUGAACAUAGACCUCGCCAGAGGGCGACCAGACCUAUUUUUCAUUAUGGGGACGAGUCUUAAGGUCGAUGGAGUGAAAAAACUGGUCAGAAAUAUAAGCAAGCAGGUACACGAGCGUAACGGGCUAGUUAUUCUCAUCAACAAGACCAAAAUCGGCGAUUGCAAUUGGCACGGCAUCAUAGACUAUCAGAUUUUAUCUGACUGCGACGAUUGGGUUGAUCAUUUACAAGAAAGCAUCCCAGACCUGUUUAAGACACAACAACAGAUCGAAAAAGCCAAACAGUUGAGAAGAGAAAAUAGCGAACUUCGCAAGCGCCAGAGACAAGAAAGAAAGCUAACACCACCGUCGUCACCUAGUAAGCGCAAAAAAGCUCUCUCAUCAAAAUCACCAGAAGGUCCUCCUAGUCCACAAAGUACCUCAUCGGAGACAUCGUCAUCAUCAUCAUCAGUGCAUUUAAAAACAGAGGCAAGCGAAAUUGUAUUCAAGCUUGCUCUCGAUGAGGCCAGGGCACAGCCUUGCAGCAUAUCCGAUGUCAGCUCACUUCCGUCUUUGCAGAAAGAAGAGUUGCUAUCGAACGACACAGACACCACACUUGAGGGAGAGCUCACAGAAGUUGAUGAUGAGGAUUUGAACCCACCACUGUACUCAGACUCCAAAGAAGCACCCCUCGCAGCAGCUAGAUAG
Molecule: messenger RNA, 1500 nt
Organism: Lachancea sp. 'fantastica'
Lineage: Eukaryota; Fungi; Ascomycota; Saccharomycetes; Saccharomycetales; Saccharomycetaceae
Source: the annotation of a GenBank genome assembly